AAACCUCAGGUCCUCAUCCACCCACAUUAGUUUCUUCUUCCUCCUGCCCAGCCCACACUUUCUUUCAUUUUCUUUCCCAAGAAAAUGGAAUUGAAGAGAUGCUGUGGCGGCUUUUUACACUCCAGCAAACCCUACUUGGCCAUGAUCUCCCUGCAGUUUGGAUAUGCAGGGAUGAAUAUUAUCACUAAGGUUUCUCUCAACCAUGGGAUGAGCCACUAUGUUCUGGUGGUUUACAGGCAUGCCUUUGCCACUGCCGUGAUUGCGCCUUUUGCUAUCUUCCUUGAGAGGAAGGCGCAACCAAAGAUAACAUUCCGCGUUUUCAUGCAAAUAUUUGUUUUGGCUCUUCUUGGGCCUGUGAUCGACCAGAACUUUUAUUAUGCUGGUUUGAAGCUGACUUCCCCGACCUUCUCAUGCGCAAUGAGCAACAUGCUUCCGGCCAUGACAUUCGUCAUGGCGGUCAUAUUCCGAAUGGAGAAAAUAGACAUGAAGAGAGUAAGGUGCCAAGCAAAGGUUGUUGGGACUACUGUGACAGUGGCUGGGGCAAUGGUGAUGACCUUGUACAAGGGACCCAUCAUGGAGAUGGUGUGGACUAAGCACAUCCAUACUCCCAAAUCGGUGGGUUCGGGCACCACUUCUACCGACAAAGACUGGUUCAUGGGGUCAAUCUUCGUCAUCAUUGCAACACUUGCCUGGGCUUCUUUGUUCGUUUUACAGGCGCAAGCAUUGAAGACAUACAAGCACCAUCAGCUCUCUCUCACUACCCUUAUUUGCUUUAUUGGCACUCUACAAGCCAUUGCUGUCACCUUUGUUAUGGAACAUAAAACCUCUGUUUGGACAAUUGGCUGGGACAUGAAUCUCCUUGCAGCUGCCUAUGCGGGUAUUGUGACAUCAAGUAUUUCAUACUAUGUCCAAGGAUUGGUGAUAAAGUCAAGAGGCCCUGUGUUUGCUACUGCUUUUAGCCCUUUGAUGAUGAUCAUUGUAGCCAUCAUGGGCUCCUUCAUCCUCGCAGAAAAGAUAUUCCUUGGAGGUGUUCUUGGGGCCAUCUUGAUUGUUGCUGGCCUUUACUCAGUUCUAUGGGGAAAGUACAAGGAGAACUUGGAGAAGAAGCAGGAGGAGGAGAUACCCGAAGCCAUAAAAGGCGCUCAGGGCAACAGCAAUGGGCUGUCUAUAAUCGAAGACAUCCAAACAAAUGAUAUUGAAAUGCAGAAAGCAGAAGCUAAGAAGCUCUCUUCUGUCGCCAUUAGCAUGCCAAUUCCAGAACCUCCUAUGAAGGCAGACCAAGACCCAAAAGCCUAAUCACAGUGGAAGCUUUUUUGUCUUUCCAUCUUUUCUUUUUUUUUUUUUUCCCUUUUUCUUUUCUGAAUUAUGAAAGAGUUAUGGGGCUUUGCUGUGCUAUAUGCAUGUAAGUUAAUAUACUAAAAGGCUUUGACCGUGGAAUUAAAAUGAAUCCCAGAAUCUCUUUUCUCAA
Messenger RNA from Vitis riparia (riverbank grape), 1468 nucleotides. RefSeq names its product WAT1-related protein At5g07050. Gene Ontology annotation, cellular component: plasma membrane. Gene Ontology annotation, molecular function: transmembrane transporter activity. NCBI's taxonomy places the organism in Eukaryota, Viridiplantae, Streptophyta, Magnoliopsida, Vitales, Vitaceae. The transcript is spliced from 7 exons. Bases 85 to 1296 code for a protein of 403 amino acids. The record is from RefSeq and is a predicted model, not a curated record.